Molecule: messenger RNA, 1092 nt
Organism: Fonsecaea pedrosoi CBS 271.37
Lineage: Eukaryota; Fungi; Ascomycota; Eurotiomycetes; Chaetothyriales; Herpotrichiellaceae
Exons: 1
Coding region: 1-1092 (363 amino acids)
Source: RefSeq, a predicted model, not a curated record
AUGGCAAAGGAGUUCGUCUCUCAGCCAUCAUCAGCAUCUUCCGGCAGUUUCGACCUGAGGAGGUCACUGAGGGCUACCAGGUCUCGACCUUGGUUGGUCAACAGCGUCCUCCGUGGACGGUCAACGGCCGCUACCGGGGUCAAGGAUUGUGAGGAUGCCCCCUCAUUGUCGGCGACCACCACUGUGACAAUUGUUUCGGACCCCGCGCCGACCGCUACGGCCUCGUGUCGAUCGGAGAAGCAAUCGUCGGACGACAAGACAGCCGCGGAGGCGAAGGCAGCGACUUCGGUCAAAGCCCCAGCCAAAGCAAAGGCCAUGGGAUCUCUGAUCCCCGUACCGGUCACACCGGUCCUUAAUGGCAUGUUGUCGUCGUCUCGGCUUUGUGGAUCCACCACACCCGGCAAGGAAGACGAUGUCGGAAAGGACAAGACAACCGCCACGUCUCGCACCGUCACAGGGGAGACGGCCUCGGCGCCACGGCUCCCGGUUCGCAUCAAGGCUUCACUCGUUGGGCCCCGGCCUGCUCCUGAGCAGGUACGACUUGACAAGCCCCUUGUUGCUUACGCUGGGCGCCCGGUUGACAAGGAGGCCGGCAAAAAGAGAGGGACGGAGGGUAUUGGCGGAGGAGGUUUCCGCCCAAUUGUUCGACGACCAGAGGCAAUGUCGAUCCAGCGUUGCAUCAACUCGGAGCCAAUCAGGAGUACUCGGUUCGACCGCCCGGUCAAAUCGAUCUUGAAGCACCACAUUGAUCUCGUUGGGGAGACGGAGCCUACUACACCAAAUUCUGCCGGCCAUGGAGUGACAUCUGGUGCCCCGGAUCAGAAGAAGAGUGUGACAUUUGCCCCGUCGCUGUUAAUCACACCGGCCCGCUGUUGGCCAAAGCACAUCGUCCCGGAGUGGCGUUGUCGUCAGUGUGAUAGCUGUGGGCAUUUGUCGUGGUGUCGCGAACUGGAGGGUGCGAAGCUUGGGUUGCAGGCUUCUGACGUCUGGCUGGAGGAUCAGCUGAUCCGAGGCCACGACUACUUGAAGCAGUCAGGAGGUUAUCUCAGCAAGCACGGUUCUCAUGCUCCCACGGCACUAUGGAGUUUUUGA